AUGAGCCCCAAAAGACCCAUUAGGGCAACAGCGACAAGCAAACCCCAACCCCAACCCGUAACCUCAGGACGCAUUACACGACCCCGAAAGUCUCGGCCUACAAAGACCACUACUUUCACCCGUAUAUCCAAUCCUACAGCGCAUACCCACUCACACCCUCACCCGGAGCGCCAAGAACAAGAAACAGAAGGCCAACCCCCAGCCUGGGCCGAGAACAGACCCGAACUCUGCGAUGCCCUGCCCUGGUUCCGCUCCGUGCAAGGCGGAGUCUAUCAUAACGGGAACAUAUGCUGGGGGUUCCUGAUCGAUGCGGACUGUGGGAUACGGUCGUAUUUGGAUGAUGAGGUGGUUAUUACUCGUGUCGGAGGCGGCUGCACCAAAGAUGCAAACGGGGACCUAGUGCUCAUCAAGGACCAGGAUGGCGAUAGUGCGGCGAUGAGCAGUAUACUGACUAGUAUGGAGUUAAAUGUUCCGGUGGGGAUUGUGAUUGGAAACCGCAACACUCUUCUAAACAGAUCCCUCCCGCACCGAUACAAUGUCAUGGCGUAUUUCCGGAUCACGCACGUGUGGUACGAACGCAUCGGUAGAAGAACGGGUGCAAAGGUCCGGUUCGAGAAGAUGGAUCUGGGUAGUAAGAGCUGGUGGGCUGCGAAGCAUUCCCCCUCUCCCUUGGAGAGAAAUAAGAGGAAUUAUGCAAUGCAGGCAGAGCAGGCCCGCUGCGGAGCGUGCAAUCAAUAUAGCGUACGCAUAUACGAUCAAGGUUGGAUGUGUCUGCAGCCAUCUUGUAAACUCUUCUGGACGAUCAGUGGCUCGUCUUCAGCACCAGCGGAUCUCAUCUUCCACGAGAAAUUCCUCAAAUCCCGUCUCCCUCAGGACCCAACUAUCCAGCCACAUUACAGCCUCGUGCCGGACUUACUUUCCACAUUGAAAGAUGCUGAUAGCGAUGCGUUGUCGAAGAGAAUUACUUGGAAAGGGAUUAUAUGUCCCCUCUGCAGGCGGUGCAUUUCCCGGCGGUUUUGGUGGGGAUGGCGAUGCGCCGAUGAUGAUGCCGUCAGGGACAGGGACGGGGAGUGGAAGUGUCCCUUUGAGCACAUUCUACCCAUACGACCUAUCGCUCUCCGAUGGGUAAUAGAUGACAUGGAAAUGAGCCCCAUUAAGCGUGCGCUUAGCUGGGACGCGAAGUUCAUGGUUCCGGAGGUUGACGAUGUAUCUCUCUAUCCGUAUAGAAAGCUCACGUAUACUAUUCCCGGGGUGGGGAGUAUCAUGCAUUUAGUUGCGAAUCGCGAGAUAAAUACCCGGCGUAAUGGGCCGGAUAAGUUAUUUGAACAGUUGCAGUGCGAGGAGUUGGGGUUGAGGAGGUAUCCGUUGGCGCAGAGUGUGGUUGCCGGGACAUUGACUGCUCAUUUCGCUGUUAAUUAUGGUAUGCCAUACAAAUACGUCGUCUCCGUCUCCUCAAAAUCCUUCAAGGAAGCCUGUCCCCCAAUUUUGCGGGCCAUGGGCCGCCUAACCUGGGCCAGCAAGCAAGCCCAUCUCGCCGCUGGGGAUACCUUCCUUCCGCCAAACGAAAUGCUCCUGUUGGGGUAUCUGGAGGAUAUGAGAAUCGGGUACCACGACGACGGCGAAUCCUCCCUCGGACCAACGAUCUCCACCCUCUCUUUAGGCGCAAAAUCCACCAUGCUCGUGCGCAUGAAAUACAAAUACUACCAUGGCUACAGCAGAGCGAAGAAACUCCUCGAAGAGGAUCCGGUCUUGCCUGGAUGCAAGAAUUAUCUCCGGCGGAGGGAGCUCAAGGCCGGGUUGCUGAGUGGGAGUAUUGAUCGCGAGGGGUAUGAUGAGCUGAGGCGUGAGGGACUGUUGAGUAUGAAGAAAGGUGGUACUGGUGGGGGAGGGGAGGCGACGCCGUGUAUUAAGAUGGAGGUGAAUCAUGGAGAUCUGGUGGUUAUGACUGGGGAGGGGUUGCAGAAGUUUUUUGAGCAUUCGGUUAUUCCGGAUAAGAGAUUGAGGUUUGCGUUGACGGCGAGGUAUAUUAAGCCGGAAUUUGUGGGGGUCGAGGAGAUGGAAAAGGGGAGGUUGGACUUGGGGAGGGAGUGGGCUUAUGAUGGGAAGUAG
Molecule: messenger RNA, 2109 nt
Organism: Aspergillus luchuensis
Lineage: Eukaryota; Fungi; Ascomycota; Eurotiomycetes; Eurotiales; Aspergillaceae
Exons: 8
Coding region: 1-2109 (702 amino acids)
Biological process (GO): DNA repair
Source: RefSeq, a predicted model, not a curated record